Molecule: messenger RNA, 1407 nt
Organism: Beta vulgaris subsp. vulgaris (sugar beet)
Lineage: Eukaryota; Viridiplantae; Streptophyta; Magnoliopsida; Caryophyllales; Amaranthaceae
Exons: 3
Coding region: 1-1407 (468 amino acids)
Source: RefSeq, a predicted model, not a curated record
AUGUACUACUCUCGUCCUCCUUUCCCUCAUGAAUCAUAUGUGGUUCAUGAAAGUUCAAGAAGAGAGAGUAUUGGAGCUUCUACCAUGCACCAAGACUCUCCAAUUUCAGGAGCGACUAUUGAUAUUGAUGAACAAGAAGAGGUUGUAGAAGUUCAGAAGAACACUGGUGGCGGAGGAAGAGGCAAUAAUGGUAGAGGAACUGAUCAGUCGUACGGGGAUUUAUGGGAGAAAAUUGUUCAAUACUACAACCAGUGGAGAACAGAAGGUCCCGAGGUUGAUGUUGAAAAAGCCUCAAAUCAUUGGUACAAAAUGAGUGCCGAGGUUUCAAAGUUCAAUGGGUGCUACAUUCAAGUUAAGGAUACACAUCCUAGUGGCCAUGAUGAAGAUCAAGUAAUCGAGAUGGCCAUCAAACUUUGGAAGAAUCGCAACCCAACUGAUAGAAAUUUUCCUUACCUACAUAGUUGGAAAAUUCUUCGAGAUCAACAAAAAUGGAAAGAGUUUGUUACUAAAGAAGGUAGUAAGUCAAAGAGAACAAAAAAUACUGUCUCGGGCGCUUACACUUCAUCAAGUUCAAACGCGGAUGCAAGUGACACUAACAGCGUAACAAUGAUGGAUGAGCGUCCUCCGGGUCAAAAGGCAGCUAAAGCAGCAGCAAAGGGUAAGGGGAAGUCGACGAGCAAGAAGGUUACUGAGGAUGCUACUCAAACAUGGAAUAAGUUUGAAGAGUUACGGGAGAAAAAAGGGCCAUGUACCAGGAGCAAAUGCACAACAGCUAUUCGCAUGCUUGCAUAUGGAUCCUCAGCUGAUAUACUUGAUGAAUAUAUACAAAUCGGCGAAAGUAAUACAAUUGAAUGUUUAAAUAAAUUUUGUAAAACUAUCAUCGAUGUAUUUGGCGAGGUGUACAUGAGAAGGCCUAAUGCUGAUGAUGUUCAACGACUGCUUCAAAUGCACGAAGAUUGUCAUGGCUUUCUAGGCAUGCUUGGAAGCCUUGAUUGUAUGCAUUGGGCCUGGAAAAAUUGUCCAGUAGCAUGGAAAGGCCAAUAUACACGAGGUGAUCAUGGUCAUCCCACAAUCAUGCUUGAAGCAGUUGCGUCGGUGGAUCUCUGGAUAUGGCAUGCAUAUUUUGGUGUGGCUGGGUCCAACAAUGACCUUAAUGUAUUGAGUAGAUCAAACUUAUUUCAAGAUGAAUUACAAGGUAGAGCUCCAGAAGUUUAUUUUAAUGUUAAUGGUACUACAUACACCAUGGGUUACUACCUUACAGAUGGUAUAUAUCCUGAAUGGGCUGCAUUUGUUAAGAGCUUCUCACAUCCUCAAGAUCCUAAAAGACUUUGUUUCAAAAAAAACAUGAGAGUGCAAGAAAAGAUGUCGAGAGAGCAUUUGGAGUACUCCAAGCUCGUUUUGCAAUAG